AUGACCACAGUGGAGGCCAAGAUGCUGGUGAAGACGGGAGCCAUCAGUGCCAUCACAGCCGAGAACAAGAACUCCGGCUUCAAGCGCUCACACACCCUGGAGGGGAAGCUCAAGAUGGAGCGCAAGUCCCGCCCAUACGUCAUGCCGUCAGGAGGAGCGCAAGCCCCGCCCUACGUCAUGCCGUCUGGUGGAGUGGUGAUGUGGAUGUGGCCCCAGAGUGACGGAGGUGAGGGACACAAAGAGUCAAGAACCGGAGAGCCCAGCGGGACAUCGUCCACAGCCCCAGAGGAAGAGACGUGUCCAGGUAUCAGGUCUGACCACCCCGUGUGGACGUCAGUCAGAGAUGUGUUCAGAGUCAGUGUCACCCUGUGUGGUCACCUGUCAGAGUUGGUGCCCAGUGAGUACCGUGGGCCGUGUCUGUUCAGACUGGGUAUCGCUGUCCUUGUGUUGUCUGGGUUCCUGCCCUUGUCUCCACCAUCAUCGCUCUGUCACGGACUGGGUCCCGCGGGCCUUGUCUGCUCACAUAGCCGAGUGAUGGAUGCUCUACCACUUCCAGCCCCCUGGCUGCUGACAGAGGAGGAGUGCAAGAGGUACCCAAAGAAGUUGGUUCAGACUUACUCUGUGUUCCCUAAUCAAGAUGAGAUGAGUGAUGUCGUUGUGCAGCCUUAUAAUUCGCUGUUAACACUGAAGAGACUAACUCAAAAUGCAGACUGUGUGGUUGUUCUUGACAACACAGCACUAAACCGGAUUGCAACAGACAGGCUUCAUAUUCAGAACCCUUCCUUUUCUCAGAUCAACCAGUUGGUGUCCACAAUCAUGUCUGCAAGUACCACCACACUCCGGUACCCAGGCUAUAUGAAUAAUGAUCUAAUUGGACUGAUUGCUUCCCUUAUUCCCACUCCAAGGCUUCAUUUUCUCAUGACUGGCUAUACUCCGCUUACGACAGAUCAAUCAGUGGCAAGUAUACGUAAAACUACAGUCCUGGAUGUCAUGCGAAGACUGUUGCAACCAAAGAAUGUGAUGGUGUCCACUGGCAGAGACAGGCAAACUAACCACUGUUACAUUGCCAUCCUCAACAUUAUCCAAGGAGAAGUGGACCCUACUCAGGUCCAUAAAAGUUUGCAAAGAAUACGAGAGCGAAAAUUGGCCAACUUCAUACCGUGGGGACCAGCCAGUAUUCAGGUGGCAUUGUCACGGAAGUCUCCAUACCUGCCAUCAGCUCACCGUGUCAGUGGGCUUAUGAUGGCCAAUCAUACUAGCAUCACCUCAUUGUUUGAAAGAACCAGCAGACAGUAUGAUAAACUCAGAAAAAGAGAAGCAUUCUUAGAACAAUUUCGCAAAGAGGACAUAUUUAAGGAGAGUUUUGAUGAACUGGAUAAUUCCCGGGAGAUUGUCCAGCAGUUAAUUGAUGAAUAUCACGCUGCAACUCGCCCCGACUACAUUUCCUGGGUGACCAACUGGAAUAUGCAGGAUAGCCAGGCUUAG
Molecule: messenger RNA, 1485 nt
Organism: Amblyraja radiata (thorny skate)
Lineage: Eukaryota; Metazoa; Chordata; Chondrichthyes; Rajiformes; Rajidae
Product: tubulin gamma-1 chain-like
Exons: 11
Coding region: 1-1485 (494 amino acids)
Biological process (GO): cytoplasmic microtubule organization; microtubule nucleation
Cellular component (GO): microtubule; gamma-tubulin complex
Molecular function (GO): GTP binding
Source: RefSeq, a predicted model, not a curated record